AUGAGUAUAUGGUUGCUGAAUGCAAAGUCCCUGCGGCUCCAGAGCACGGGAGGUUACUAUAUGGUUCAAGACGGCAGGCUCGAGAUAUCUUUACAGCCGGUGCAACGGUUUCAUUCGAAUGUGAAGAUGAUUAUAGCUUGGUGGGAUCUAGGGAAAUGGUCUGAUGAUCCUCCCGUAUGUAGAGCUGCUGAGUGUGAAGAACCUGUGGCUCCAGAGCACGGGAGGUUACUUGAUGGUUCAAGACAGCAGGCUCGAGAUAUCUUUCCAGCUGGUGCAACGGUUUCAUUCGAAUGUGAAGAUGAUUACCGCUUGGUGGGAUCUAGGAGAAUCACAUGUGAAACUGAUGGUCAAUGGUCGGGUGAUCCUCCCGUAUGUACAGUGAGCAGGUGCCCGGUACUCAACAUACCAGACCAUGUAGUCACGGAGAGUAUCUACUUCAGCGACGGGAGGAACAUUGGAGAUGAGAGGAUCUUCAACUGUGUAGAGGGUUACGUUCUACGAGGUGAUACUAACAACCUGCGAUGCUUGGAGAGUGGGGUCUGGUCGGAUCCCUUACCCACCUGUGAAGUAUAA
This is a messenger RNA of Strongylocentrotus purpuratus (purple sea urchin), 573 nucleotides long. RefSeq names its product P-selectin-like. The transcript is spliced from 5 exons. The coding region runs from base 1 to 573 and encodes 190 amino acids. Lineage: Eukaryota; Metazoa; Echinodermata; Echinoidea; Camarodonta; Strongylocentrotidae. The record is from RefSeq and is a predicted model, not a curated record.